Messenger RNA from Boleophthalmus pectinirostris (great blue-spotted mudskipper), 3582 nucleotides. RefSeq names its product PPARGC1 and ESRR induced regulator, muscle 1 (gene perm1b). NCBI's taxonomy places the organism in Eukaryota, Metazoa, Chordata, Actinopteri, Gobiiformes, Gobiidae. Gene Ontology annotation, biological process: response to muscle activity; regulation of DNA-templated transcription. The coding region runs from base 116 to 3253 and encodes 1045 amino acids. The transcript is spliced from 4 exons. The record is from RefSeq and is a predicted model, not a curated record. Gene Ontology annotation, cellular component: cytoplasm; nucleus.
CUCUGACUUUGACAACACAUCGGAGCAUGUCGCUACAGUGGACACACAACAGCCUUCAGGGUGGACAUUUUGUCCUUGUGUCACAGAUAAGAUGAUAGACGAGUGAGUGAUCACUAUGGAUGACUUGGAUCAUAGCAUGCACAUUUCCGACAAUGACUGGUUCAGCUUCUGUGAGGAGAGUGAAGAGUGCUGUCUACUGCAAGCUUCCCUGGCUUGUCCUGACAGCUCUGGUCUUAGUGAUGCAGAUGAUACAGACUUUACCACACAAACCUACACACCCAUAAAAGAGCACCAAACUGGAGAAGACAGUAAGGAACUUGUAGUUGAAGAAAAGGGAGAUGCAUUUGUUCAGUGUUCUUCUGGUGUAGACAGUAAAGCAGAAAGUGACCUAAAGUCUGAACCAGAGCCUGUUUUGAAGGAUGCACUUGACUGUAUUACCUGGGCAGAGAAAGAGCAUUUGUUUGUGAGUGUCAGUGACAAACCAUCUCAAAAACUGGUAUCUGCUACUGUCCCUGUGGUUAAAAAGAAAAGGAAACAGAACAAAAUCUGUAAAGUGGACUGUAUACAUAAUGAUAAAGUUAAUUAUUGUGAUCAAGUCAAAUUACCUCAACAGAAGUUCUCAGAUACAAAUACUAAGAGCUUGGAAGCAGUCGUCAGUACUGCAUCUCAUAAAUAUAGCUCGGACCAUUUGGAUAUAGGAAAUACCAGUGAACCAAUAAAUGCCAAAUGUGACAUAAACCAAAUUAAAUCCAUUGACACUAUAUUGACUCAGAAAAUAUGCUGUAAAAGUGCCCAAAUACAACAAAAAACUGAAAUGAUAUGCAUUGAAGUUUCCAUUGCCAGUGAUCCAAGAGAGAGCAAAUGUGACACUUGUAAUGAAAUAAUAGAAUGCGUCAAAAAGUCAGACUCCGUGUUCAUUCAAGAGAAAGACCGAAAUGUAAGUAGUGAGAGCUCUCAAACUCAAGUUGCAAUGGAUUUGACGUGCCUUCACAAGUCUUGUAUAGACCCUUUAGACAUCAGUAAUUUGACAAAGGUAAAAAAUAGCACUUGUGUUGAGUUUGACUUAACCAAACAAAUCUCUGGCUCCAAGUAUAUUCAAGAAGAAAGAUUUCAGAUGAAAGUUAAUGCAGAAAUUGAAGAUUCUAGUAAUGAGGGCAAAAUGCAAAAUAUUUUAAUAAAAGAUACCAAAAUAGAUGCUUCCAACAAUUGUGAUGCAAUAAACCAAACCAGAAAUUCUGACUCAGGGUCACUCACAUGUUUUGGAGAAUCUUGUAAAGAGGACAGUCUUAAUUUGAUCAUUGGAAAUGGAGUUGAAGUAGGUACAGAUUCUGGUAAAUGUACCUAUAAUUCAAUUACAUGUCAUACAAAUAGUGCCGAAUCAGAUGAAUUUGCAGAUUACGAGUCCUUCUCCAGUUCUAGUUAUGAUUCAGAAACUUACCAUUCUGCUGCAGAGUCUGUGGAGGACCCUAGAUAUCUCUAUAUGCCAAAUUCACCUUGUAAUCUAUCCAUAAGUAUUAAUGAUUACAGUUCAGUAGGCAGAGGAAUGCACUUCACAAAUGGAUGUUUAAAACAAGAUGGCAGCCAGUCAGUCACAGAAACAUCACAGAUUUUUCCACUUGCCAACUACAGUGUUGACAACCCUCCAAAUGACAACUCCACAUGCAGCACUGGCGCUGACAGCACUGAGCUCUGCAUGUCUGUGGAUACACCUGCAUCUGCAGACAAUCCAUCAACCUCUUUAGAAAACCAACUUGAAUGUUCACCUCAACUUGUUACUAUGGAAAGUCCUGAGGCGUAUGCAAAAGCCACUGGGAGCUCUCAGCCUGUAUAUGCCAUCUCUGCUUUCUGGGAUGAAAUGGAAAAAUUGACGAUCAAUGACAUCUUGCACAUCAGAACGGGAAGGUGCAUGUUGCCAAUUGAGGAAGCAAUUAUAACAAAUGACAAAAAUACUAUAAGUAGAGAUAAUAUAAGUACUGUCAAUGCAGUAAGCCUACCUGAAACCACUAUUUUGGACACAUUGGAUACAGCUGAUUCUGACUAUUGCACAAAUCUCGAGUCCAAACCUGACCGUUCAAGUUGGGAUUUCUCUACCUCUGAUUUUGAAGAGGAAUACUGGCAGUUUAUCAAUUCAAGUAGAAACUCAAGUCCUGACCAACAUGGCAAAAGUUACCAAAGUGAAUGCACAGAUUAUGUUUGUACAAGUGAAGAAUCAGAUGAAAUGGGUACACCUGUGCCCUCUGAAGACUGUUCCAUGGAAAAGUGGUCUUGUGAUUCCACGUUUAAUUCCUAUGACCUUGCUAUGCCGCAACAGAUGAGAAAAAAUAAGAGUAUGUAUGACAUUCAUGCACCCAAGUCAAUGGAAGGUUUAUCAUCACAAGCAUUUCUGGAUAUGAGCAGCUGCAAGUCUUUGGAGAAGCCGCUGAAAAUGAGUGAUGGCUUUGAAGUAGUCACUCCAGUCAUGUGCCUCACAGAUGAACAAUAUCAAAUAUCUUUCCCUAAAGUAUAUGAAUACCUGUUUGAUGAUAACAAAGCAAAGUGUGAAGUAAUGUCAGUCAGUGUCUAUGGGCUGCAGGGAAACUAUGCAUCACCUGUGAAUGAAUAUACAUUUUGUACAGCCACUAACAACCUUCCAAUCAUACCCUGUAUUGAGGAGCCAAUCCCAAUUUUCUCCUGCUCACGUCCGACUGUAAGGGAGCUGACAUUUCCCAAACCUGGCUGUAUUUUCUCAGGUACAAACUACACAACAAUGAAGGAUGUGUCUCCUAUACAAAUAGUCUCUCAGUCUAUUUUACAGGGAAUGGACUGUAAGCAUACUGACCGAUCCUACUGCUUCUCCCAAGAUCUGUCAAGUUUGUACUCAGUCAAGAAGAUUUGUUUUCUUGACAAAGGUUCUGAUGUAUGGAGAUCUGAGGCUGAGAAAAAGCCAGUUUGCGCGAUUGAUUCAAAUGUUACUGUGGUCGGUGAAGGAAGUGUCCUCUCCAUGACACCCAAAAUGUUUAAAGAAGCAGCAUUUGGGCAGAUUUCUAUGGAGAAGAACCAAAUGCCAUGUGAUUCUCAAAGUAUAUUUUCCACAAUAAAGCAGUCAGAUAUGUGUUUAGUCUGCAUUGCAUUUGCUUCAUGGGUUCUGAGGUCCUCUGACCCUGAAGCAGCUGAUGCCUGGAAAGCAGCCCUCCUGGCCAAUGUGAGUGCACUGUCAGCAAUCCAAUAUCUGAGACAAUUUAUGAAGAGAAAAACUUCACCACAAGAAGACUGACGAUAAAAUAAGCAUAUACUUAGUGUUGUAACCAAGUUUGGGUCCAGAUACACUAUGCCUCAACACAUAGAUCUAGAUAUAGAUGUGUGCUAAUCUCAAGGCUAGAUACAUUCACUGCCUUAUGUCUGGAGCAAGAAGAUAGAAGAACAGGGUACUAUCAUGUAAAGCUGGUAUUGGAAAGUUGUAGUUAAGAUAAUGUGGUUAUUAGAUGUGACAGUGAGGGUUAUGAGUUGUGUGGUAGCUUAAAUAUACAUAUGAGAGGUAUUUGAGUGCUUAACAUUUUUGUUGAGGUUAUUGCAGGUUGAGCUGUAUGCCAGAGCACGUGCCUG